This is a messenger RNA of Amoebophrya sp. A25, 9576 nucleotides long. The record is from the annotation of a GenBank genome assembly. NCBI's taxonomy places the organism in Eukaryota, Dinophyceae, Syndiniales, Amoebophryaceae.
UGACUUUGGGAUAGAUUUAGAUAUCAAUUAACUGUGAGACCGAAAAAGAACCUGAAACCAUGAAAAAACAGAAGAUGGCUUGCGGAAUACGCGGAAUUAUCUUCGCUGCCACAGCGCUCUCUCUAGCGCAGGGGGCGUUGGGCUUGGAUGCUGCUGAAGAUGGUGCUGCUGCAGCAGCUGCAGCUGAAGGUGGUGCUGCUGAAGAUGCUGCUGCUGCAGCUGAAAUUGGUGCUGAAGUUGCUGAAAAUGCUGCUGCUGCUGCUGAAGAUGGUGCUGAAGUUGCUGAAGAUGCUGCUGCGGCUAAGAAGGUGGAUGAGCAGAAGAGCCUGAUCCGUGAACUGUUGGAACCGGAGAUGUGGACAAAGAACCUCAAUAGGCAGCGCGAGUUCCCUGCUCAGGAGAACCAGCUAAUGAAGCUGCGACCAAUUAUCGAAAGAAGAUUAAGCACGCUUCCUGAUGAGCACACCAGUUUAUUUACGGCUGCGUUUCACUUAGAAGGGUUUUGUAGUUACCGUUUAACGCCAAAUAGGCGUCGCCUCUAACAUAACUCCGAACGGUUUACCUGUGACAGCCCAAAAGCCAGCGAAUAUACCAGGAUCUGGCGCUGUUGCUCCAUGGAAGGAUGCAGAGUUAUGGUCAACAUUUAGUGUCCAUCAUUCUCGGCAUCUUGUUCCCCUUUUCCCUUGUAUUCUCGUGAAAUACAAGGUAAAAGGGGCCAAGAUGAGAGGGCCGAGAUGCAAUCUAGCAGCCUCUAAAAGAGAUCCAAAAGAAAGCCGCAAACUGGGCUAACGACAGACUCGGGAAAACUCUCAAACCUGAGCUAGUUUCGACGAAGAACGGAAAAUUAUGGAGUAGGAUAUUAACAUCCUGAAAGAAUAAAUAUUCUUGAGCAGGAAGAACAUCUUCAACUUCAAGCGGAGCAGCUCGUUAGUAUUCCUAUUCUUUUCGCAUUUGAUUUUGACUGAUACGGUUCUCUUAAGAGAAAGAGCUACGAGUAUGACAACAAUGCAGAAGUAAUUGUAGCUGUGGCAACAUUCUGAUGGAAGAGUGGAAUUCAACGUGUCUAGCUCUAGUAUAUGUAAGAGGAUGCUAAAGAUGUCAACAAAAGUCAAAACUUCUCAUCUAAGAGUAAAGGUAUUGCGCACCACGUGGCGCGACGAGCACCUUUACAACGAUCCUCGAUUCAAUGACGAAGCACACCCGGCCUAUUUCUAUUAAGGUUACCGAUGAAGCAUCCUCAACGCCAUCCUUGGCCUCUUUUUCAAGGGGAAAAAGAAGGGUCAAGGGAUAUGAGUCUCGUCAAGGAAGAUGCGACGCGGUUGUAGCUCUAAUCCUACUUGCCGGAUCCCGAGACAAUGAGUGUGUUUCACGGCGAGAGCUUGCAGCCGUCUCUUGAUCGGGCGUACUGGUAUCCUGGAAUUCCAUCAGACGAUUUGUCUGGUGGCACCCACAACGAAGAAAUUGCGAUCCCUCUUGAGCACAACUUAAGAUGAAAUCUUUAAACAUUCACUUUAAUUUUCUCCAUAACUGUAGUGGAUGUAGUAAGACCUCUAGAAAUCAUUGCCAGACUAUUUCUUUCUAUAUUCGUAGUUGUCUCACAUUCACAAUCACAAUAUUUUGUACUAUGUAUAGGUGUUUCAGCAUAAGAAUCACUAGAAGUUUAUACUCAAGAUGAAGCUUACUUUAAAUUUUUUUUUCAAUAUUCCUCAUAUUGUUCAUAAUCACAAGAAGCUUAACGAGUUGAUACUGACUUUAUUGUUCAUCUACUUAUGAAAAUAUUCUUCUAUGACUACUAACUUCUAAGACAUAACGGCAAGCCGCACAACUCGGUCAUGCCUUGUUUCGUCGUCGAGUACGGUGUCAAAUCGAUACUGGAGUACAAUGCUGACCGCAACAAAAAUUAUGGCUUUAAAUUCAAGAGGUUCUUUUCAAGAGGUUUCUAAAAGGUCAAAGGAAGAUGCUCCCAGAAGAAAUGGAUAUAGGGAAGGUCUAAAAAAAACCCGCAAAAACCACCGUGGAUAUAGGGAAGGUCUAAAAAAAACCCUUAAAUUUUGCAGACGACUGGAACACAGAAGCGGUGACCAACAUACGUAACCUCUUCUCUCCUCCAGCUCCAGCAGCAGGCGAGGCAGCACCUCUGUACAAGCUGGGAAACGUUAAGGCUUACACUAGUGGUGCAUCUUGACAAGCAUCGUCCUGGCGAGCCUUUUCAAGGGGAAAAGGGGAACAGGAAAAGAAAAGUUAGGGCGAGCUCUAAAAACAUUAUCUACGACAAGAAUUUAGCUGAGGGUGUCACAACCCAAAUACUGGGCGCAGAAAUCCACGCCAAAGCCAAGAGAAAGUCACUGUUCGCUCAGUCUACAACUUUUGUAGACCAGUCCGCAGCUGCUGGUGAAGGUUCCUCUGCUACGCAGCGCAACCCGAACGAGAUGACAGCCAUCAUCACGAACUUCAUUACGCGUUUGGUGGAGAACAGAGAUGACAUUGUAGACACGGAUGGAAAACCGAAACUGGUUAAAUUGGCCCCGGACGCAGAAGCUCGUAAGCUUGUUACGCUUGCACUUGAGAAUAUUCAUUGAUCAUCAAUGAUAAUAUACACAUAAUUCAUUUUCAUCCUUAUAUGCAAGAUGAGAAGUACUUACAUCGACUACAUGACUUUUCUAUUCUAAGAACGAUGCGAGUUACUACACAGCCGGUGGCGAUCGCAAUAUCAAAGGCUUCGGAGCGCUGGUCUCAAGUGCUGAAGUAGCUUACUUGAAAGAUGUAUGGACAGAAGAACUGAACCUGUAUCACUCGACUUCUGAUCUGUGGUGGUGCCGCCUUAUUUGAUUUUAAUGUCAAGGGAAACCGCAACAGAUCAGGAAGCGACAGUAGACUCAGGAAAUUUAUUUUUCCAAAAAUGCCACCCACUCCGAUGAAUGCGGACAACGACGAGAAGUACGAAGAGUAUAUGAAAAGUUUUACGUUGGUGCCACAAGUUUCACGCAUAUUCGAAGUGGUCGCCCAUGCAGGAACUGAAAGUUAUUGGUGGUUGAUAUCAAUAAAAACAAAUGACAUAUAGGUAAAAACAAAAAGCGAUCUAGAUGACAUAGAUUAUAUACACAACGUUGAGCAGUUAGUUUACCUCUCAGUUGUAUGUUUCUGGUAUUUGGUAACCUGAUUUUGAUCACGAGGAUUCUCUUCCUUUUUUCCUUAUGUUCAAAAUCAGGCUACCAAAUACCAGAGCAAUUCAGUUGAGCAGUUAGCUUGCCUGCUCUCAGUGAUCGUUCCAACUUGCUCUUAUAACAAGUUGCUGCACGAAAGUAAGCAAAAAAAUCUGGUUAUUUUUCUCUACCGUUAGUGAUUUCUUCGAUUUUUCAUGAUAAACUUGGUCGUCCACGUCUACUCCACCAACAUCUUUAUUUCGACGACUCCACCCCGCCUAUGUGUAUGUCUAAGCUUACCCCAACAGCACACCCGUGUGCACACGUGAAGAGUUGGUAAAGCAAAUGGAGGGCAUCCCAGCUACGGGGUCGCUUUUUGCGCAAUAUGAUGCGGACACUGGUUUCGGAAAAGACGAUGCCACGGUUAUCGGAGCCCAUGUUAAGGCUCCAAGAACAACAAGAUGAAUCAAUCACGGAUAUCUUUCAUGACUCAAAAAAUGAAUCAGAAUCACAGACUCCACCUCUGAAUGUGAAUUGCAAUUCUUCUGUGCAUCCUUGUCAAGCAUCUUUAGCAUAGUUGACAUCAUGAUCGCGCAUCUGAAUCAAGUAUCACUAUCAGCAUACUCGAGUCGAAAUUAUGAAUAUUGAAGCAAAUAGGACCAGUGUGUGGAGCUGGAGCCUCAACAUUGGGAUGUUGACUGUAAUCAAGAACUUCAAGAUGCAGUACAAUGUAUUUAAAAAUGCAAGAAUGGAACAGCACUAAGGAUGCCACGUCUCCGGAGAUCAUCAGCCUCAUCCUUCGCGACGGCUUCAUAGUACCUAGUGACGUUAAGGCCAUUAGGUACUUAGUCCCAUUGUGGCUGCACAACAUAUUCCCCUGAGGAUGCGUAGGACAUCAAGAACAUACAACAGCCAACAGGGCAAUAAAAAAGUAAAAAAUUGCAGUGAGAAGUUUAAGCUCUACUAAUGGUGCACCCGCUGCGGGCGACGGUAACUGGGAAACGGAAAAAGCAAAUGCGCAGAAAGCAGAGAAGGAAAAGGCUGCUGGUGAGUUCGACGUUACUCAGUUCAUGACAUUGGGCAGGCGACAGCUCUACAUCACUACCAAGUUUAUGGCGCUAGCCCUCACUUGGACUUGCUUUAGAUAGCUCUACAUCACAAUCAAGUUUAUAGCACUUGUUUUUGCGCUAUUAAAUACAGAGGCGUAAGUAAUGCCCUAUGAUUGUUAUUGUAUUGUAUUGCAUUGAUGUAGAGUGGUUUUGGUACAUGAUGAAUGAAUGAUAGACUCAUUUUGAGAAUGAUCGUGAAUCGUCCUUCUUUCUCAAAGUUGUUGAGUUAGUUCUAAGAAAGGGUCAAAAUCGGACCACUAUGUUAGGGCGAUUGAUCCGGCGAAGCAGGUGAUGAAAGAUAUCGUCAAAACUGGAGCUGCGAACUUCGCCUCUUCAAAGCCGAACGUUAAGGCUACCGCUGAAGCAUCCUCAACAGCGUCAUCUUUGGCCUCUUUUCCCAAAAGUUCAGCAGGCUGUAGCGGAUUAAAUUGAUUCAUCUUGUUUGACUGCGUCCAUCCUGGAAACGUCCUGUCCUCUCAGGGAAAAUGCAACGCGAUUGCUCUAAGAAUGAUCCAAAGCGAACGGCGGUCCGUGAUUUCUACAUGGGAGUCAAGCGCGCGCUAGACGCUGUGGGGGAACCUGAAACGGAUGGUGGGGGCAACACUGUGGAGAGCGAAGUUGUGAGGUUUAUGACAGGUAUUAAUUUUGAGAAGUUCUGAUUCUUGAAGACCUUCUUGUCGAAGUGGAACUGGAAGUAAAGGCUCGAGUUUAAAAAAGAUAUAGAAGAUAUGUGCUCCGCUUCGGUCGUGUCGACAAACACUUACUGAGUAGUCGCGGCGUGGUUCUUGCAUCCGCAUUAUAAUAUGUAUUUAUAUUUUACUCCCCGGGCCGGGGUGCCCCGGGAGACGUUGAAGGGAGAAAAAUUGUAAUCAAGGUGGGCGCCUGCGUGAAGGGUUUCACAUGGUGAAACAAGCGCCCGAAGGGCGCGCACUUCCCUCCGCCAAGCGGCAGGCGGAAGUGGGAGGAGGCGGGGGCCGUCUUUGUGUGGUUUGUUGCCCUUCGCUUCCCGAAAUGGCCCCCAAAGUGAAAGCCAUUCCCAACGCGUUGGCCAUGGGCACCAUUUUCAACGCGUCGGCCAUAAAUGGCGCGGGCGUUUGUGGCUUUUUCCUCUCUUGUUGUUGCUGUUCUUGUUGUCCUUAUCUUGUCGCCCUUGUUGUCUUUGUUGUUCUUGUUGUUCUUGUCGUCUUGCUUUUUUUGUCCAUAUUAAAGGCAGGGCGCUGCUCUUGUUGUCUUUCAGUUUUCACAUUCAAGGCAGGGCGCGUAGUGAGAGCGAGGAGUCGGGGGGAGCAGUCUGGGCUGCCGCUCCUCUGGUUUGUCCUUUCCGUGUUGUUCGGUUUCCUGUGUGCAAUCGAGGCGUGUGGGCAGUGUCGUGAGGGUGGGGGCCUGGAGAGUAGUGCGAGCCUUGGCCUCGGCUUGUCACACAGCUUUUGCCGAAGGGGUUUUUGUUGUGAAUGUUGCUGCUGUUGUUGUUAUUGCUGCCGCUGUUGUGGUUGUGAUUGUAGUCGGCCUUGCUGUUGUUGUUGCUUUCGUUGGGGUUGUUGCUGUUGGGGUGGUUGUUGCUGUUGUUGUUCUUGUUGGGGCUGCUGUUGGCAUUAUUGGGGGCGCUGUUGUUAUCGUUGCUUGUUGCGCCUUCGGGGUCUUUCAGCGUUUGCAUGAUAGGCGUCGCAGGGGUCUCUUCGUGUUCGUUGUUGCUGUUGUCGUUGUUGCUGUUGUGGGGGCUGCCGUUGUUGUUGUGGUAUCUGUUUGCUGUCGGGGUUAUUUUUUGGGUUGCAGUUGUUGUUGUUGGCAUUGUAGUUGUUGCUGUUCUGGCUGUUGUUGGGGUUGUUAUCGUUGUGGCUGCUGUUGGGGUUGUUGUUGGGGGUGCUCCUGCUGAGCCUUGUUGGCCUUUUAGUCUUCACCUUAGAGGCGGCAUGGGUGUCCUUUAGUGUUCACGCCAAAGGCGUCUUGAAGGUCCGUUAGUGUUCACCUUGAAGGCGUCUUAAGGGUCCUGUAGUGUUCACACUCAGGGCCGCUUAAGGUUAAGGGUCCUUAGCGGCCACUUGAGGGCUCUUUCGUGUUCACAUUGAAGGCGGCGGCCCUUUAGUGCUCACAUUAAAGGCGAAGAGCCUUCGGGGACUUUGAAUAGUAUUCGAGGAGAGUACUAUUAUUAAACGACCAUGGCUUCUCCUUCUUUGUAUUAUAUAUUUAAGAUCAUUGCCGCUGCCCAUUUCUAAUAGCAUUGCGGCAGACCAGCCAGUGGAGCCCGUUGUGACCUUAGAGGCCUAUGCGGGGACACCGCUCACAAAAGAAGAGACGAAUCAGCUGGCGCUCCUGGAGAAUGAGCACAAGGAGAAAAAGAAAAAAUUGGAGUCAGCGUCGGAACCCAUGAACGAAGAUACGAAGACGAAAGCAGACCAAGACCUGGCCGCACUCAAGACCCAAAUCCAACCCCUAAAAGAGCGAAAGGAAAGCAGCGACAAAUACCAGACUCUGAGGCGUUUUCAGUACCAAACAGCAACGAAACUGUAUGGCGAUGUAUCAUCUUCAAACUAAACUCUUUACUAUUGCUACAACAAGUUCGCUCUCGCUGUAGUAGCUCUACCUCUAGAUGAAGCUGAUGUAGUUAAUGUGUUAUUUACUACUAGUACUAUUCUGACUCUGUUACUUGAGCUUGAAUAUUUCAUACUCCUAAGAAUCUUGAUUUUAUUCUCUCCCACUGGAAUUCCAACAAGCUCUCCACCACAGGAACCGCUCUGAUGACCACCACUCCACAUGAAUUAGACCACAUGAAGUGCAUACUGAGUAUGUACUAGGAAGUUUCUCAUACUCAUUAGAUACGCAAUCAUACUACAUCUAGGAAGUUCUCUAAUCACAUACUACUACUAGAAGGAAGUUCUCUAAUCACAUACUACUAGUACUAGGAAGGUCAUCUUCAUUAAUCACAUACUACAAAAUCAAAAACAAAUACAACUAGUACUAGGAGUAGGAAGUUCCUCAUCGUUAUUAUCAUUAUCUCUAAUCUUCACUACGUCUGCCGCGUUUCACUUUCGUGGUGCAGGCAAAGAUUCCGCAGUUUUUCACGCUGAUCGCUGGCGUGAACGACUUGCACAAUGCAAAGGUGCCAAUGACGACCUGGCUUGAGGCCUACAAAACUUGGUGGAAGGCGAAGGUGAUAGAGCUUGAAGGAAAGACCACAGAAGGCGAGGGGCCAAAAGUAUUGACAUACCUUUUGUAAAUGUUUCUUAGCCGAUAACCCAUGCACGAAUAUUUUUGUUUCUUAGCCGAUAAAAAUUUAUGCAUGUUGAGUCUCUUCUAAGAAGAGAACCCCUAGUCCUUAAUGUCGCUUAUACUUGGUCAGAAACAACUCAAUAGAAGUGCUCAACCCAUGUCUAAUUCCUAGUUCUUAAUGUUUCUUAUACUUGUUCAGAAACAGCUCAAUAGAAGUGCUCAACCCAUGUCUAAUUCCUAGUCCUUAAAGUCUCUUAUACUUGGUCAGAAACAACUCAAUAGAAGUGCUCAGCCCAUGUCUAAUUCCUAGUCCUUAUUGUCUCUUAUACUUGGUCAGAAACAACUCAUUAGAAGUGCUCAACCCUAACCCAUGUCUAAUUUUUAUAUUUGGAUUCAUCAUUUUCUAUUUCUAAUACUAAUUCUAGUUGUACUAGUUCUAGUACCAACAUUACCUGCUUAAACUAUCUUCGAAUCUAGUUCUCCUAAGCUUCAGAUGGAUCAGUCACCAACUUAAUAGACUUUCUUCAUCAUAUCUACCUACUUUCUCUUCAGAUUCAAAACUCAUACUUUCUUCAAAACUUUUUAUCUCCUGCUCAGUCACAGUCACCCGGUACCGGUUCCACCGCUGCGGUAACUUUCGCUUGUCAAGGUGUUGGUUGCAGUUCGCCCAGAAGUCAGCUACAAGUGGACGAGCCUUCGAUUGCAGAACUGUCGUCGAACAGAACCAUCCGCGCUCGCGAUUUCGCUUAUCAUGAUGGCGAUGAAGAUAUCACCGAUUCUCCUUCGGACGAAGAUCAUUAUGGGCUACUUCUAUUUCUAUUUCUUGAUCUUAUCUUUAUCUUGUUGCGUUAUUCAUAUUAGAUUUAUGGUAGUGACGAUAUGGAAUAACACUAUCACUAUGCCAAAUAAAGUGAACAUAGAAAUAAAGUGGUUUUUUAGCCAAGAAACGCACAUAAAGUUCAGGGAAUACUGGGGCAAUAUUCGCCUCAAAGUGAAAAGCUUCCACUCUGAGACGAAUAUAUAAUAGAGUAGUUUAUAGACGCUGGGCGGCUGGGCACGCUGGGUGGCUGGGCGGCCUCGCUGGGCACGCUGGGCGGCAACGCGGGGCACGCUGGGCGGCAACGCUGGGCACGCUGGGCGGGCGCAUGGAUGGCGCUUAGCGGACUUGAGGGCCACACAUUGGGCGUGCCGAGCCUCCGCGGCCGAUGGAUUUACUUGCGCCGCGGGGACGCGGUGCAGCGCGUCCUCCCCGUGAGGACAAACAAAGGCGGCGCGCCGCCCUCAAGGUUCAGGACAGCGCUGGCGCAGUGCUGCGCCAGUUUGCGCAGCAGCGGGCUUCGCGGCGCCUGCUCUGUUCAGGCUUGCACUGCGUCGCGCUGCACUGCGCUGCUCGAUGCGUGCAAUGCUGCGCCGCUCCUGUGCACAACGGUAAACUCGCCGCCGUCGUUGGCCUUGCCAUACGCUAGACUAGCGCCACCGGUGGGGUUCUCAAGCGGGCGCCCGAAGGGCGCCCCGCAAUUGGAGACGCCCAGCGUCACGCUGGGCGCAGAAUUCGGCAGAUCUGGCAGAUUUGGGUCGCCCAGCGACCCAGUGUGCCCAGCGUGCCCAGCCCAGCCAUGUUGGGAACCCUUAUAAACUGUUCUAAUAUAAGGCACAAAAAAGCGCUUUUCUAUGGUCGCUUUUGGCAUAGUGUUAUUCGUCCAUAAGUGACGAGUGACUCCGAUGCUUAUUGAGAUUGAGAUAUGCUCUUAAUAGGACCACUUCAUCACCACGCAAGAAGAUGUUGACAUACCUUUCGCUUUUUUUUUACAAUGGAUUCACCUCGUCCGUUCUCAUUCUCAUCCUCUGAGGACAGUUACCACUUGGUCCGCCUUGUGCUUAAUCAGAACCAUCUUAUUAGAAGUGCUCAAUCCUCGCUCCUGCGGCUACAUCUUGUCUUCGUGUACCUGCAGUAAGAAUAGAAUCAUCAUAGAAUAGAACUAUGAAGUACUUCUUAAGGAAUCCACAUUUUCUAAUAUCCGUUUCGCGUUCGAAGCCGUGGCGACCCGGAUGCGGACUUCUUGGCUGACCCGGAUGCCCCUGUGGAUAACAUGCAGGAGUCGGUCAUUCUGAUUUAG